Molecule: messenger RNA, 1560 nt
Organism: Closterium sp. NIES-65
Lineage: Eukaryota; Viridiplantae; Streptophyta; Zygnematophyceae; Desmidiales; Closteriaceae
Source: the annotation of a GenBank genome assembly
AUGCGGAUUGGCGGAGCGACGGAUCGAGUGUACAAUGAGUACAUAACCGCGGUGGGAGACGAUAUGAAGGGCUUGGCAGACGAGUUUAAGGCGUUGGGUCUGGCUACCAACAGCGUGCAGGUCCACACGGCGGUGGCCAUUCCGCGCACAAGAGGCGGAGAACUGGUGGCCAAAGGGACAUUUGUGAAGGCGUCGCCCCGAGAGAGGUGGUAUUCGGACGUUGCACUGCUCAAUGACAAGGGUGGGGACUGCUGCAACCUCACGGGAUGUACGCAGCUGCACAAGACAGUGGAGGAUGUGAGGUUCUCGGUGGUGGAGCUGAAAAGCCUGCAGAGAGUGGUGCACGUGUGCCCUUCGUACAGCAACAAAAAGGCCCUGCUUGCUACCGCACAUCCGGAUGACGUGUUCUGCUUCCACAAGAUUAAUUUUCUUCCCAGCCGGCUGCCGAAGUCCUACAUUCCGGAUAAGCGCAAUGUGGUGGAGCGUAUCGUCAGCGUCGGCAUCCUCUACAACGCGACGGGGAGUUGUUCCGCAGUGCCUCUUGUGGUGCUAGAGCCAUCCAAUAGGCCCCUGCGCCGGCGGGCGAGCGCCGCAUCGCGCAAGGUGGCCGUUAUGUAUACGAACCGCGGGAGGUUGACGCCGGAGGUGUUCACGGAGUUUGUGGAGACGGUCAACGGUGUGCACUUCAGCCGUGAUCGCAACACCAUCAUCCUCACCAUUCACAAUGCGCAUCGCAUCACAGGCGAGGUGGCGCCGGCCGUCUCGGAGCACGGCUUCAGUGUGCAGCACCUCACGAACACCAGAGUCGUCAACAUUCGUGGAUCGGUUCCGGAGACGGGCCUGCCGCACCUGCAGGGAGUGGGUGACACGCUGAAGGCGUAUUACCGCGUUAUGCUGAUGAGGCGUGCGAUAGGGUCCAAGCGGUUCCAGUUCGACUAUUCGGCUUCCAUCGCUUAUGUCGACUAUAACGACAUACUCGAGUGGCUGGGAGAAGCGUGGACUCGUGUUCGCGCGGCUACCAUGCAGCGGAGCUGGUGGCGCGCAGGAUGCGUGCCGGCGAGCUGGCCGCCCCUGAUGGCGUACCUGGGUGACACGUGCGCAACCGGCAUGUUCGAGCCUAUUAUUUCGGUAUGCGUUGAUUUGCAGUUGCUCAUCGAGAAGUUCAAGGUAAGGCCUGCGUGCUACAUGACGGCCUCGGAUUUUAUCAACUGCGACGCGGGAAAAUGCGUGGAACAGGGGUUCAGAGCCACACCUGAUGCCAGCGCGUCCGAUGACUCGUCGGGCGACAUGAGCCUGCCAGACGGCCCAUUGCUGCGGGACGAGCGCAGCAGGAGGCGCGUGAUACGCAACGUCACAAACGCGUACGUGGAGCGUGCCGAUGAGCUCGGCAUCCCCCCGGCAGCUGUGCCAGCAGAGGUUGGAGCAUCGAACCAGGAGGUGAUUUCCCGCCUAUGCAGGACGCCUGUCAAGAGGGCUCGCGCAGGGGGGCGAGCUGAGAACGGGACAGCCAAAGAAGUGCUGCAGAGUGAUGAAUUGCUGGAGAGUGAUGACGACCAGUGA